This is a messenger RNA of Echinostoma caproni, 342 nucleotides long. NCBI's taxonomy places the organism in Eukaryota, Metazoa, Platyhelminthes, Trematoda, Plagiorchiida, Echinostomatidae. The record is from the annotation of a GenBank genome assembly.
AUGGCGACGGAAAAGUCGGAAACUUCAAUGAAUUUUUCGGCAGAUCAAUUUCAACUCCUGUUAAUGCAGCAACAGAAACAGAUGGAGGCUCAACUGAAACUGAUUGAAUCACUGACGCAGCAGCUCAACCUGCAAACAACAGAAUCAGUUUCACAUGAAAUCCCCUCUAGCGCUGCCGAAAUGCUUGCAAAUUCCAUCACUGAAUUGAACUAUGAUCCUGAAACUGGUCGCACUUUCGAGGCGUGGUUCAAACGCUGGGAAGAUGUGUUCCGAACAGAUUUCAGUUUUCAAGAUGAUGCAUGGAAAGUGCGCCUACUGGUCCGAAAACUUGGAACUACUGAA